AAUCACCCACGCGCGAAAAACACAAGCCGCUUUUUGGGUCACCUUCCGAGCCUUCCGAGCUGCCUUCCGAGAGAGCUUCUGACGGUGUGUCUUUCCGAGUCCAUCCCCAUCGCCACAAUUGCACUCAACCAACAACAGCGACAAUGCUCUCUACCGUCCUCCUCCGUCGCUCGCCCGCCUCUCUGCGGCUUCUCUCCUCUUCCAGCUUCUCCCCGCUGGCUGGAGCAGCUGCAGCACGCGCAAAGCACACCCUCCCCGAUCUCCCCUACGACUACAACGCCCUCGAGCCCUUCAUCUCCGCCGAGAUCAUGAAGCUGCACCACGCAAAGCACCACCAGACCUACAUCACUAACCUCAACGCCGCAGAGGAGAAGCUCGACGACGCCUUCGCCAAAAACGAUCUCAAGGCCCAAAUCACGCUCCAGCCCGCUAUCAAGUUUAACGGUGGUGGUCAUAUUAACCACUCCAUCUUCUGGACCAACCUCGCCCCGCAGAGCCAGGGCGGAGGCGAGAACCCAAAGGGUGCCUUGCUGAAUGCUAUCAAUGACCGCUUCGGGUCUCUUGACGAGUUCAAGAAGAAGUUCGCGGAGCAAACCGUUGCUGUACAGGGAUCUGGGUGGGGUUGGCUCGCGUACCAUAAGGAGUCGAAGCGGUUGGAUAUCCUUACCACUCAGAAUCAGGACCCCGUCACCACUCAUGUGCCGCUCCUCGGCAUCGACGUUUGGGAACAUGCGUACUACCUUCAAUACAAAAACGUCCGUCCCGACUAUCUCAAAGCCAUCUGGAAUGUUGUCAACUGGAAAAAUGUCGCAGAGCGUCUUGCUGCCGCUCAAUAAAUUGAAUCCCAGAUGUAAAUGUGAUGUAAAGAGGGUCCACACGAUGGCUGCAUAUUCUUGUAAAUACCCACUUGAAAAAAUCUCAAUAUUCAA
Fimicolochytrium jonesii is the source of this 929-nucleotide messenger RNA. Its product is annotated as manganese superoxide dismutase. The coding region runs from base 144 to 836 and encodes 230 amino acids. Gene Ontology annotation, biological process: superoxide metabolic process. The transcript has 2 exons. The record is from RefSeq and is a predicted model, not a curated record. Gene Ontology annotation, molecular function: metal ion binding; superoxide dismutase activity. Gene Ontology annotation, cellular component: mitochondrion. Lineage: Eukaryota; Fungi; Chytridiomycota; Chytridiomycetes; Spizellomycetales; Powellomycetaceae.